Messenger RNA from Lolium rigidum, 2993 nucleotides. RefSeq names its product RNA-binding protein 25-like. The record is from RefSeq and is a predicted model, not a curated record. Gene Ontology annotation, biological process: mRNA processing. NCBI's taxonomy places the organism in Eukaryota, Viridiplantae, Streptophyta, Magnoliopsida, Poales, Poaceae. Gene Ontology annotation, molecular function: RNA binding. The transcript has 7 exons. Bases 40 to 2757 code for a protein of 905 amino acids.
CAACCCCCAUCGCCUCCUCUGCUCCUCCUCUCCCCAACCAUGGCGGCCGUGGCGCCGCCCCCGGACAACCUAGACCCGCCGCCGUCAACUCCUCCCAGCACAGCAACUCCGCCUCCGGCCACCGCCACCGCCACCGCCACAUCCACCCCGCCCAACCCCACAACCCCUAACCCCUUGACCCCCAACCCCACCAUGCCAAGCCCUAACCCUAACCCCCUCCCGGGCCCUCCGCUCAUCAUGCCGCCGAUGCCCCCUGCGCCGGUGUCCUUCACCCCGUCCUUCCGCCCGAUGCCCGGACCUCCCCCGCCGCAGAUGCAGCAGUACGGCGCCGUGCGCAACCCGGGCUACCCGAUGCAGCCGCCAGGCGUGCACCACGUGAUGCGCCCGCCCACCAUGUACGCUCCCCAGCCGGGGCCCUACAUGCAGCAGCCCGGCGCCCCCGUUCCUCCCGGUAUGCAACGCUAUCCUGGACCAUACACUAUGAUGCGUCCAGUCUUUCCUCCACGCCCCAUGCCUCCAGUUGGUGUUAUGCCAAUUCAACGGCCACCCCUUAUGCCUGGGAUCCGUGGUGCUCCUCCUAUGGUAGCCCCUCCUGUCAGACCGCCUGCUCCAGCUGUUACACCUCUUGACAAGCCACCAACUGCAGUUUAUGUUGGCAAGAUUGCCCCAACAGUGGACAAUGAUUUCAUUCUUUCACUUCUUCGGAUUUGUGGACCUGUCAAGAGUUGGAAGCGGACCCAAAAUCCAAGUAACGGGAAACCCGUAGCGUUUGGCUUUUGUGAGUUUGAAUCUGCUGAAGGCAUACUUCGUGCUACUCGGUUGCUCAACAAAUUGAGCAUUGAUGGACAAGAACUCGUGGUUAAUAUUAAUGAUGCCACCAAAGAGUACCUGAAAAAACAUGUUGAAGAAAAAAAGAAGGCACAGGAGAAUGCCAAAGAAAAGGAAGAUGGAGGCGUGGAUGGAACUUCUGCUGCUGCUGAAAAUGAAUCAUUGAAGCUUGAUUCUAAUAAAACAGAUGAAACAGAAGAUGUUGGAGAUAAGGAUGACCAAGAAAAUACUAAGAAAUUUGGGAUUGUUACAAAUGAAGAUUCUGAGGCGGAUAAGGAGGCUGCAGAACAAAUAAAUAGUAUGAUUGAAGAGUGGUUAAAGACUCGACCACCGCCGCCGCCACCACCACCGCCGCCGGUUCAACCACUUGCUGAAAUCUCAUCCAAACAUAAUAAUGGAGAGUCUGGUGUAGACAUGACAAACACUGAUUCUGAAGACAAGAAUAAUGAUGACAUGGACAAAAGGGCAUCUAAUGAAACUGAAAAAGCAGAAACUGGCUCGCCUGAUAGGAGGAAGGAUAGAGAACAUGAUAAGGACAACAAGCGAGAAAAAGAUCUUCAAAGAUAUGAGCGUGAGCGUGAGCGAGAAAGAGUCAGGAGAGAUAGAGACAAGGAGCACAAGCAUAAAGAAGUGGAAAGGCUGUACAAAGAUCAUGUUAAGGAGUGGGAAUCCAGGGAAAAAGAGAAGGAAUAUCAAAGGCAAUAUGAGAAGGACCGUGAGAAGGAAAAAGAACGUGAACGUAGAAGGGAGAUCAUGAAGCAGGAAGAGGAUAGCGACGAAGAGGAUUCAAGGAAAAGAAGACGCAAGGGUAGUAGCACAUUUGAAGAGAGGAAAAGGAGGAGGCAACGUGAAAAACAGGAAGACUUGGCAGACAAAUUAAAAGAGGAAGAGGAAAUUGCUGAGGCAAGGAGGCGUGCUAUAGAGCUGCAACAGCAGGCAGAUGAAGCAGCUGCGGCGGCUGCGGCAGCCGCAGCAGAGUCUGCUACACUUAUGGAGGUUGAUGGUGAUGAUGAAAAGGAAAGUAAUGUGCAAAACAAGCCGAUUAAUUCAGAUGAUGAUAACAUUACCGGCUUUGCUAAUGGUGGUUAUGCAGAUGAUGACACUCACAAGGACAAUAAUGGCGAUGAAGCAAGUACGAUACAAGGUCAAAUUCUAGAUAUCAAGCAAAAUAGCAAUGCUCCAGCAAAGAAGCUGGGUUUUGGUUUGAUUGGCUCUGGAAAACGAACAUCUGUUCCAUCAGUUUUUGCUGAGGAGGAUGAUGAGGAUAGUAAGGAUAAAAAGAUAAGACCUUUAGUACCUAUCGAUUACUCCACUGAGGAAUUACAAGCUGUGGAGACAGAUUCUUCUGCUGGCCAACAGAAUAUUGUAGCAGCUGCUGAGUUUGCCAAGCGCAUCUUGGUAUCUAAUCAGAAGGAAGAGAAGCUUGAAAGUGAGAAGGAUAGGAGCAGGAGAUCCACUGAUAGGUUGAGCCAAAGGGAUAAAAGUCGAAAUGAGGAAGAUGGUGCUCGCAUCAGUGAUGAGAGAAGAGAAAAGAUGCAGGAUCGAGACAAAGAUAGGCAAGAUAAGCCCAAGUCAGAGAACAAGAAAAUUGUGGAUGCAAAACAACUGAUUGAUAUGAUUCCGAGGACGAAGGAAGAGCUUUUUUCCUAUGAUAUUAAUUGGUCAAUAUAUGAGAAGCAUGAGUUGCAUGAUAGAAUGAGGCCUUGGAUCUCAAAAAAGAUAGUUGAAUUUCUUGGUGAGGAGGAAUCAACUUUGGUGGAAUAUAUAGUCUCGUGCACCAAAGAUCAUGUGCAUGCAUCGAAAAUGCUGGAGCUCCUACAGUCAAUUUUGGAUGUUGAGGCUGAAAUGUUUGUCCUUAAGAUGUGGAGGAUGCUAAUAUUUGAAAUCAAGAAAGUUGAAGCAGGACUAACAGGAAGAGGGAAGGCUUGAAGUUAUUGUUUUCGGGGAGGAAGGGAAGGCUUGAAGUUGAGGCAAUGGUCUUGUACAACAUUCUCUGUUUUUUUUUGUCAGCAACUGUGUUCUCACUUGUAGACUUCUAUUGUGAGACAACCUCUGAAAACAUUUCAGUGAGAUCAAGUUAGUGGUUCCCUAUAUGUUCUGAUGCCUGUUGUAGAAAUGUAUACAUGAACAAAUGAUACAAUAACAUUUGAUCUAAAGUUGUUGCA